ACUCUCGGAGUUGUGUAGACAUCUCCACAUUUGCGCGCGGUGGGAGGGGUGUAACUGUGCUGGUGCUUCACAACUUGUACUGUACAGCGCACUCUGUUUUCCUUAUUCCAAUCAAUGAGUAUUGCUAUUGCCGGACUUGUAUCUGAUUGCCAGACAACUGAAACACGUCUAUUCAACUUUGUUACAUAAAGGUGCCAUGCUGUUGGGGGUCCGUGGAUGAGCCCCCCUUUCAGGAAGCAUGGCGUCGCCAGGAGACAGAGAUGCACUGGUGGAGAGGGGAUACAUCCCCCUGGACAUUGACAAUGUCCACAUACUUCUGCAGGUGGAGCAAGAGCAAAUUCAGAAGAGAACCUUCACCAACUGGAUCAAUGCUCAGCUCUCAAAGAGGAUUCCCCCGUGCAUGGUGUUGGACCUGUUCAAUGAUUUCCGGGACGGGUCCAAGCUGCUGGACCUGCUGGAGGUGAUGAGUGGCCAGCGGAUGAGUCGGGAGAGAGGCAGAGGCAUCUUUCAGCACAGGAGCAACAUUGAAACAGCCCUGUCCUUCUUGAAGAAGAAAUCGAUCAAACUGGUCAACAUUAACAUUCCCGACAUCAUUGACGGCAAACCAUCCAUCAUCCUAGGCUUGAUCUGGACAAUCAUUAUGCAGUAUCAUAUUGAGGAGCUGGCCAGCAGCCUGUCGUUCAGCUCCCGUCAGUCCUCUCUGGAGUCACUGGCCAGCCUGGACUCUCGCUCCACCCUGUCGGCCCGCUCUACUAGCAACAGCCCCGUGCCCCCCAGGGGCUCCCCCCUACACCAGCGUUUCCGCGUCUCUGCCAAGAAAGCUCUGCUGCUCUGGGUCAGGGAACAGUGCCACAAGGCUGGCUGUACUCUGAAUGUGAAGGACUUCAAGGCCAGUUGGCGGAGCGGUGUGCUCUUCUUGUCCAUCCUGUAUGCCCUGAGACCUGACCUGGUGGACCUGUCCAAGGCCAGAACCAGAACUAACCGGCAGAACCUGGAGGAGGCCUUCCGCACUGCCGAGCGCGAGCUGCGCAUCCCCAGACUACUGGAGCCCGAUGAUGUCGAUGUGAGAGACCCAGAUGAGAAGUCCAUCAUGACCUACGUGUCCCAGUUCCUCCAGUACUCCAGAGACAUGCCUGUGACAGAGGAUGACAUGCAGAUGUACUAUAUGACUCCUCCUAAAAGCCUCUCUCCUGUCAACCUGCCCACUCACUUCACUCCUGCCAUCGCUGCCUCCCCUCUGCGCCAGGCUCGCCUGCUCCAACCCCUACUUAUGAGAUCAGCUCCUUGUCAAGAACCUGAACCCUCCAGAGCUGCUGCUGCUGCGACCACAACCAAUCAGAAGACCCAGGAAGUGACCUGCUGGCUGUUGCAGGCCUAUCAGGAGUUACUGGAAGGCUGGGACUCCACAGAAGGCGAGAGCUAUGCAGAGAGAUACCAUGUGUUCCAAACCUUUGUGGUGUCCUUUAACGAGCAGCGUCGCCCCGUGAUGCCUCUUCUGACAGCCAUGAAGCGCACCCCCCAGCUGAGUGAGGAACAGAGGAACCUCAGGGGGGCUUGGGACGCCCUCGCCGAGAAGCUGCGUGAGUAUAAGACAGAGCUGGACCUUAGUCUGCCUGCUUCCCUGGACAUGGUGGGCCGCUGGCUGCUUAGGGCUGAGGGGGCGCUGGCUGAGGAGGAGGGGGACCCUCAGGACCACGCCCGCGCCGCCGAGGAGGCCAGGGAGAAACUGGAUCUGCUCAAGACAUCCCUGGACGAGAUGCCCCAACAACUUAAGAACUUUCAGAAGUUCCAGAAUAUGGAUGAAUAUGGAGCCAUCCUGGUGCCUACUGACAAACUGGAAGAGAUGAAGAGAAGGUUCACCAGUGUAAGAGUCACUGCCAAGUACCAUGGGAUCAAACUGGAGUACCAGGAGCAUCGGCACACAGUGCUGGACCUGCUGGGCCAGAUCAGCAGCAAGCUCCGUGUCUGGAAGAGACCCUACAUAUCCCAGGAGGCUGUGCGUGUGCUGCUGCAGGACUGGCAUGAGUUAGUGGAUAAACAGGACCUACCAUCCUUGCUGGAGGGGGCUCUCCUUAAAUUGAAGUUUGUUGCAAGCAAAUAUACUAGCAAAUCUGCCCUAGCUGCAGACUCCAAAUACAUAAUGUGCCAAGUGAAGGAGUUGGAGGAGGAGGGUGCUGUGGCUCUGGAGGGAGUGUCUACGGUGAAGAGCACUAUGGGCCGUGUGCUGUCUGCCUGGGACUCCUACUGUGACUGUUACAGCUCCCUGCAGGCUUGGCUGGAGCAGGCCUCAGCCUCCCACACGCUCGCACAGAGGCCAGAGGUAACAUCUGAGAGUAUGUCAGAGUGGAGUUCCCGCCAGGCCCAUCUGAAUGAGGUAGGGAACUUCCUGGUCCAGCUGACUGACCCCAUGACCAGCCGAGCUCUGGCAGAUGACCUCUGCAAGCUCAACCUGCAUUGGGCGGACUUUAUCAAGAUAACACAAUUUGCUGUUGUAGCUGUGCCCAGCGGAGCUGCAGCCAGACCCCAAGACCUCCAGGCCCUCUUCAGAGAGGCCACCCAGAUCCUGAAGGAACCUGUAGAGGCCAUGUCUGGGCCCCUGAGGACCUACACGAAGAAACUACAGUUCAUGAUGAGGAAGAUAAAGGAAGUGGAUAUGGAUGCCCUCUCCCCCUCCACAGAAUGCUCAGCUGAGACUCUACAGAAACUGAAGCUGGCUUUACCUGAGGUGAUGCAGACGCUGGUUGAGGCUGAGCAGGUGUGUGUGGAGCUGCAGCACAGUGUGUCUGGUCUGGACUGCCGCCUGGCAGAGCUCCUGCACUGGGAGACAGAGGCCCGGGACCUCUACCAGAUCUUGAAGGCAGGAGAACGCAGGGCUUUACGGUGCCAGGACCCCCGCGCCAGGGUGCUGAUCUCUCGUGGGCUGCAGCUGGAGGGUCAGGUGGUGACUGAGGAGCAGGAUCUGCAGGUGAUGGUGAUGACAGGACAGAAGAACUCUCCCCUCCAGUAUCUCCUUGUCUCCGCCAUGCAGGACAGAGUCAGAGCUGCCGUGGCUCAGUCACAGGAGGCAGUUGGGAUGCUGAGCUCUCUGGGAGCCAGAAGAGACAGAAGCCAAAGCCCCACAGAAGACCAGCCCCCACCCAAGAUCUUCAUCCAGCCUGAAGAGGGGACUCAACCCGAACAGUCCCUAUCACUCUCUCUUGCCAGGCAUGCAACUCAGGCUUUUGCUCAAUUAGCAUCUCAGCCUGAUGUGAAACCACAGCCCCAGUCCCAGCCUUCCCCUACUCAACCACAAGCUCAAGCUCAGGCCCAACACCCACCAAUACCACAGAUUAUAGUCCAGGAAUACAGAGAGAAGAAGGCAAGUCCCAGUCCUCCACUCCUGUAUUCCUAUGCACAAGCUGUGACUCAGUCAAAGGGCCGAGCACAGUCACCUCCAGAGCCACAGGUUGCUGCCCAGAGCAAAAAACACUCUCCACCCCUAACCCAGAAACAACCACUAGUGCAGCAACCACCAUCUCAACAACAGCGUCCAACUCAGCAACAAGUACUCUCUCAGCAACAAGUACUCUCUCAGCAACAAGUACUCUCUCAGCAACAAGUACUCUCUCAGCAAGUACUAUUUCAACAACAGGUUCUAUCUCAACAACAAAUAUCUGCUCAGCAGCAGGUUCAAAGCCAGAAACAGGCCCAACAAUCAGCACAAGCCCAGAAACAGACUCCAUCUCAGCAACCGGAAAAGACACAGAAGCAGCCUCUAACCAAGGAAGAGAUGCUGAGCUGGAAGAAGCAACCUCAGGCCAUGAAGAACCGACCCUGGCUCCAGAAGAAGGUCAAGGAUCAGGAUCAGGCUUCAGCCCAGGCUCCAUCCCAAGCUCCAGCCCAGGCUCCAUCCCAAGCUCCUGCCCAGGCUUCUAAUCAAACACAGGCUCAACAACAGCCAGAGAAACCAAUCAUGUCUCAAGUCCCUGUCCAGGUAGUUCCACAGCCUGCAGGAACACCCAGGCCCCAGCCUCAGGCACAAGCCAGGACUAUGUUUCCUUCUCAAUCACAGGCCAUGUCUAGUGCUCAGGCUCUACCCCAAGCAGGGCCACAGCAAGUCCCCCAGGCAUAUCUUUAUGGCCAGCCUCCUGCCCAAUCUCUGACCCAACCCCAAGCAAAGACCAAGAGCCACACUCAACCUAAACCAACGGCCCAAGCCAAACAGCAACCCAAGACUAUUAUCCAUGCUCCAUCCCAAACCAUGACUCACACUGAACCCCAGCCCAUAACUCAAUCUCAACCUGUGACCUACUCACAAUCACAGAUGCAGGCCAUGUCUCAAUCCCGGAUGACUCAAGAGAAACCCCAGCCACAGGUCCAGAAACCUCAGCCACAGGUCCAGAAACCACAGCCACAGGUUCAUCAACUGAUGCAUCCACAGUCUCAAGCUCAGGCCCAACCACAUGCCCAAGCAUGGGCCCCAGUCAGGCUGCCACAAACACUCACUGAGACGCACCGGCUGGGCCUGCAUCCACAGGCCCAGUCUCACCCCCAGGCUCACCCACAACUCCAGGCCCAGCCUCACCCUCAAGUUCAGCCUCACCCUCAAGUUCAGCCUCAACUCCAGGCCCAGCCUCACCCUCAAGUUCAGCCUCACCCUCAAGUUCAGCCUCAACCCCGGGCCCGUCCUCAACCUCAUGUCCAGCCUCACCCCCAGGCACAACCUCACCCUCAUGUCCAGCCUCACCCCCAGGCUCAGCCUUAUCCUCAAGUCCAGCCCGAGGCCCAGCCUCAUCCUCAAGUCCAGUCGCAUCCCCAGGCUCAGCCUCACCUUCAAGUUCAUCCUCAUCCUCAUCCCCAGGCCCAGCCUCAAUCUCAUGUCCAGCCUCAACCUCAGGCCCAGCUUCACCUACAGGCCCAGCUUCACCCCCAGGCCCAGCCUUACCCUCAAGCUCAGUCUCACCCCCAGGUCCAACUUCAUCCUCAUCCUUAUUCCCCUGCUCAGGCUCAACCCCAACAAUGGGCCCCAGUCAGACCCUUCAGCCCAAUUUACCCUCAGCCAAAGGGUCAUCCCCAGGUAACCCCAGUCAGACCUGAACCACGGCCACAAGCCUAUCCUCAGCCCAUCAUGGUCCAACGUCACCCUCUUCCUCAGGCUUGCCCACUAGGUCAAGCUCCACAGCAGCAAUGGGCCCCAAUCAGGCCAGAGCAAGCCCCCCAGGCAUAUCUUUAUGGCCAGCCCUAUGGCCAACCUCAAGCCCAAAUACAGCCCCAAAGCCAUGUUCAACAGCAGCCUCAGGUGAGAGCUUACAACCUUACCAAUGUUAAGGCCCAGCAAGGCCAGUUCCAACAGCAGCUAUGGGCCCAGCCCCAUCCCCAGCCUCAAAUUCAACCCCAGCCAUAUUUCCAGCCUCAGCCACCUCCCCAGACCCAAAUUCAACCCGCAACCCAUUUGCAGCCUCAGCCCCUCUCUCAGACUCAUUCUCAGUCCCAGAUCCAGACCCAGCUCAAACUUCAGCCUCAGCCCCACUCUCAACCUCAUUCUCAGCCCCAGAUCCAGCCCAAGCUUCAGCCUCAACCCCCCCCUCAGCCACAGCCUGAGCCCCAGAUCCAGAUGGCGCCCAAGCCCCAGACCCAUAUCCAGCCUCAACCCCACUCACAGCCCCAGACCAAGCCUCAGACUCAGCCCCAGCCCAUGAUCCAGCCCAUGCCCCAGCCCCAACCAGAGCCACCACCCCAGCCCAGUAUCCAGCCCCAGACCAAACACCAGCCACCUCCCCAGCCCAAUAUCCAGCCUCUUCCCCAGGUCAAGCUUCAGCUCCAGCCUAAGACCCAGCCCCAGGUCCUUUUCGAGCCUCAUCUCCUUCCCCAGUCACCACCAGAUUCCCCAGAGCUCCAGAUGAAACCCCCAGCUCUGGCCCAGGCCCCACCCCAGGCUUACACCGAGGCCUAUGCCAAAGCUCAGGCCCUGGCCAGGAACCAGUUUGAGGAGGCCAAGCACUGCCUGCAGGAGCACAUCCUGGCUGCCAUUAAUGUCUUCAAAGACAAACACAUAUCUAUCGAACAAGUUUCAGUUAAGGAGGAGACCCUGAGGACCCUGGACCCUGAGCUGUUGAAAGUGUUCCUGAGGGCAGCAGAGGGUAUGGAGGCCUUCUGCACCAUGCCUCAGCUCAGAGAUAUGGAGUUCUUCACACAGUCUGUCAGGACCCAAUGGGAGGCUGUGAGAGCUGAGACAGCGGCGUUUUUGCAGCAUUUACGAUUUGAAAUGAAGAGAAAAUACUUUAACACAGCUGCCUUGCAGUGUGAGAUGCACUUUAACUCAAAAUUAGCAUCCAAAGCGAAGGCGUGUUUCUCUGCAGAGGGCAGCCUAGCCCAGGCUGGGCAGCACCUGGAGGCCCUGAAGGAGCUGUGUGACACCCUGAGCCCCGAGGAUGCCCACCGUCUGGCCCAGGCUCAGCUCAGGGAGUGUGAGAAAAGACUGGCCGCCAUCCAGCGUCAGUUCAGUGGGGACAGGGAUACACCACCCCCCGACACACCUGGAAUUCCUCUUGACCUGGGGAAAGAUCUGACCCCACAGAGGGAAUCUACAGUGCAGAGUGACAAACCUCCAGGCCCAACUGAGGUUUCACAAGUUGUUGUGAAGACAGUGGUUGUUGAGAAGAGGGUGAUUGACGAGAAGGAGAUUGACAAGCAGGCAGUCAUAGAGGAGGAUCCUGCCAAAAAGGAGGCAUUAGAAAGAUAUGACAUUACUAAGAAGACUGUUCAGGCUCAACUAGCCAAGAUCGAGCAGAAUUCCCAGAGAGACCUGGCCGCUGACUCAGUCUCUCUCAAAGACCUGCACACACGUCUACAGGAGAUACAGACAUUGUGCCAGGACACAGAGUCUCUGUGGCCUGAGUUUGGCCACCAGUGUUCUCAGAGCUCCCAGUACAGUGGGGAGAGGGGUGAUGGUGGUGUGAGUGUGGAGCACGACCAAGCUGAGCUGAUGAAGCAGUGGAGAGGCCAGCAGUCAGCUCUGCAUAGGAGAGGCAGCUCUCUGGGGGCAGCUCUGAGACAGAUAGACUCCACAGAGCACCACGUUGUUGACUUCUCCGAACGCCUCGACUGCUUCAUCAGAGAGCCCAAGGACAUCAACGCAUUUACACUGGCCAACACCAACAUCCUGACGGACAUCAAGGCCCUGGAUGAGAGCAUUCAGAGAGAGCUGGACCAGCUGUCUAGUUUUGACUCUGAUUCCAGUGAGCUGGAACCCAGUGAUCGCUCUCCUUUGACCCGUGUGGUCAAGACCCACAGAACCAGUCUAGACAAGCUGAGACAGCAAGUCCGUAAGAGCGAGGCGGCCGCCAGGGCCCUGGACCGCUUCCUCAUGUCCCUGCGCACCGUAGAGCAGGACAUCUCUGGAGUACAGGGUGCCCCCUGCAGCGAUGCGUGGGUAUUGCAGGACUGCCGCUCCAAGCUGGCCCUGAUCAGGCAGAGUGUGGACAGUCUGGGGGACAAGGCCCCCCAGCUAGACUUGCUACUCCAGGGGGCCAGGCUGUCUGUGACUCGGGACGGUGCCCCAGCCUCCUGCCUGGACAUGGUGUCUGCCUUGGUGCUGCGGCUUGAGGAGGCUGACGGCGGUCUGGUCAGCCAGCAGCACAGUGUCCAGAGGGAGCAGGAGAUGAGGGGCCUGGGCCUGAGGAGGAGGACUCUGCUGGCGGAGCUGAGGAAGGUGCAGGAGGCAGCAGAGAGACACGGACUAAAGGAGCCAACCAUGCCUGCUGUGCAGCAGAGGCUGCGUGUCCUGUCUGACCUGGAGAGCCAACUGAACUCCCAGCGCUCUGAGCUCCAGAGACUCCGGGAGGCCCACUCUCAGGGCCAGGAGGGAGAAGGCAAUCCCCUGGAGGAGCUGAAAACCCAGUGGGAGGACACCCAGAGAGCUGUGGCUGACAGACAGGAACAGUGCAACAUCCUGUUGGAACUACUAAAGAUGUUCCAGAGCUGUCGCAGUUACUUAAGCACCACCAUGCAGAAGGCGGAGCAGACCAUCAGUGAGCAGGCCUCCUACAUGGGCAAGGAGAACCUGCAGAGGCUUAUAGCUAAGGUCCAUGGUAUAAAGCAGGAUCUGAGUGGCUUGGGGACAGGCAUGGAGGAUAUCAGGGGGGUGUGCAGACAGCUGCAGUCCCAUCUGAAGAAGAUCCCUGACUGUAAUGAGACUCCAUUUGAGGCCGAGGCUGAUGGACUGGUGGACCAGUGGCUGGAUGUGACAGAGAAGACAGACUCCUGCUUAGAUAACCUGCGCAUGGGGCUGGAGCUGUGGGACAAGCAGCUGAUGUUAGGGGGAGAGGUGGACGGCUGGGCGGGGGCCAAACUUGCCCUGUUUGCAGAGAGCCACCCCUUCCAGAACGAACAGGAGGUCCUGACCAUGAGGGAUGAGAUCCAUGCCCAUGAGGAGAACAUUGAGCGUUUCCACAAGAAGUCCAUUGAGAUCCAGGAGCUUCUUCAAACCCAAGAGGCCCCAUUGGAGCUACAGGUGAUGGAGACCCAGCUGAGGAAGAAGAUGGAUCAGGUGGACGAGCUAUUCUCCGACAGCACUGAUGUCUUCCAGGAGCUGAUCGCUGUAAAGAGACACCUGGCAGAGAAGAUGACAGAGUGCCAGUCUGCCCUGCACAACAUCCAGUCCUCUCUGGGCAUGCUCAGUAUGCCAGGAGACCAGGCCCAGAUGCAGGAUCUGUGUGAGCAGCUACAGGCCCAGGAGGAGCAGGCAGGGUCAGUGCUGAAGGAGGUGGGUCUCAUGUCCAGUGUGGCCAGCCCCCAGGUGCUACAGACCCUGUCUAUAGACUGCACCAGGCUCAGAGAGAACAUCUCACACACCAAAUACAUGAUCCACCAGAAACGGGAGGAGGGAGAAAAGGGCCUCAUCAAGGUCAUCAAAAAUGAGAGCCAUUUGUUUGAAGAGUGGUUCCAGGACCUGCAGUUGUCUGUGAACGAGUGCUUUGAGAACCCAAUGUGUAAACAGGAUGUGGAGGCAUCCAUGAAAAGACUGGCUUGUUUCCUGGCGUCUAAGGAUGGUGAGAAGCGUCUGGGUCAGGUGAGAGAGCACCUGGAGAGAGGCAGAGAGCAGGUUCCGCCAGAGCAGCUGGCCCACCUGAAAAGCUGGCUGGGGGAGCAGGAGAAGGAGCUGGCCACAUUCAGAACCCACUGUCAGGGCAGACAGAGCCAGCUGGACACUGUCCUCAGAACCCUCAACAGUCUACAGCAGGAACAUGAGCGUUUCCAUGACUGGCUUCAGGCCUGGGAACACAAGUCAGUGGAAGGAGAACAAGUCAACAACUUUCUCAAAGAUCUCCACAAAGAAAGUGAGAGAGUGGAGGCCCUCAGUGAGCUGUGUUCGUCGGUGCGGAGGCAGGGUCUGAGAGGGGACAGCCUGCUGACUGACACUGACGACCUCCUGCAGCGCUACCGGUGCUUGGAGGCCAGACUGCAGCAGCAGGCUGAGACCCAGAGAGUCCUGGAGGAGACCAGUAGGAGGUUUGAUACCCAGACUGACAGCACCAGGACCUGGGUUAGAGACCAGCAACAACGACAGCAUCACCAGAUCCAUAAAGAGGAGAGAAUACACACAGCACAGGCCAUUCUCAGUUCGAGACCUGAAGGAGACUCUAAGCUGCAGGACUUGAGGAGACAAGGUCAAAGUCUGUGUGAACAUCAGGACCUGGAGGAGAACAGGAGACGAGAGGUUCAGCAGACAGUCAGAGACAUGGAGGAGGAGUGGAGGAGAGUCCUGCAGACUGCUGAGGAAACUCUUACCAAAGCUGAGAUGCAGAGUGCUAUCGAAGGCCAGCUGAGAGUGUUUGACUCCCAGACAGAAAGUACCAGGACCUGGGUCAGAGACCAGCAGCAGCAACUCCACUCUCUGGGCAACCAGGCCAAGACUGAGGACCAAAGACACACAGCACAGACCAUCCUGAGUUCCAGACCUGAGGGAGACUCUAAGCUGCAGGACUUGAGGAGACAAGGUCAAAGUCUGUGUGAACAUCAGGGCCUGGAGGAGAGCAGGAGACGAGAGGUUCAGCAGACAGUCAGAGACAUGGAGGAGGAGUGGAGGAGAGUCUUGCAGACUGCUGAGGAGACUCUUACCAAAGCUGAGAUGCAGAGUGCUAUCGAAGGCCAGCUGAGAGACUUGGAAACCCAGAAGGAGAACUCCAGGGCCUGGAUCAAAGGCCAACAUCAACGCUUACUUUCUUUGGGCAGCCAGGCCAAGACAGAGAACAGAAUGCAAACUGCACAGGCCGUCCUGAGUUCCAGACCUGAGGGAGACUCUAAACUGCAGGACUUGAGGAGCCGAGGUCAAAGUCUGUGUGAACAUCAGGACCUGGAGGAGAGCAGGAGACGAGAGGUUCAGCAGACAGUCAGAGACAUAGAAGAGGAGUGGAGGAGAGUCCUGCAGACUGCUGAGGAGACUCUUACCAAAGCUGAGAUGCAGAUUGCUAUCGAAGGCCAGCUGAGAGUGUUUGACUCCCAGACAGAAAGUACCAGGACCUGGGUCAGAGACCAGCAGCAGCAACUCCGCUCUCUGGGCAACCAGGCCAAGACUGAGGACCAAAGACACACAGCACAGACCAUCCUGAGUUCCAGACCUGAGGGAGACUCUAAGCUGCAGGACUUGAGGAGACAAGGUCAAAGUCUGUGUGAACAUCAGGGCCUGGAGGAGAGCAGGAGACGAGAGGUUCAACAGACAGUCAGAGACAUGGAGGAGGAGUGGAGGAGAGUCUUGCAGACUGCUGAGGAGACUCUUACCAAAGCUGAGAUGCAGAGUGCUAUCGAAGGCCAGCUGAGAGACUUGGAAACCCAGAAGGAGAACUCCAGGGCCUGGAUCAAAGGCCAACAUCAACGCUUACUUUCUUUGGGCAGCCAGGCCAAGACAGAGAACAGAAUGCAAACUGCACAGGCCGUCCUGAGUUCCAGACCUGAGGGAGACUCUAAGCUGCAGGACUUGAGGAGACAAGGUCAAAGUCUGUGUGAACAUCAGGACCUGGAGGAGAGCAGGAGACGUGAGGUUCAGCAGACAGUCAGAGACAUGGAAGAGGAGUGGAGGAGAGUCCUACAGGCUGCAAAAGAGGCGCUGGAUCGGGCUGAGGUACUAGAAAAAGAGCUGAGAGCUUUUGAAACCUGGAAGGAAGGCACUUGGGUCUGGGUGAAAGACCAGAAACAACAGCUACACUCUCAGAGCAGCCAGACCAAGACUGAAGAGAGACUACAUACCGCACAGGCUGUCCUGAGUUCCAGAUCUGAGGGAGACUCUAAGCUGCAGGACUUGAGGAGACAAGGUCAAAGUCUGUGUGAACAUCAGGACCUGGAGGAGAACAGGAGACGAGAGGUUCAGCAGACAGUCAGAGACAUGGAGGAGGAGUGGAGGAGAGUCCUGCAGACUGCUGAGGAGAUUCUUACCAAAGCUGAGAUGCAGAGUGCUAUCGAAGGCCAGCUGAGAGACUUGGAAACCCAGAAGGAGAACUCCAGGGCCUGGAUCAAAGGCCAACAUCAACACUUACUUUCUUUGGGCAGCCAGGCCAAGACAGAGAAUAGAAUGCAAACUGCACAGGCCGUCCUGAGUUCCAGACCUGAGGGAGACUCUAAGCUGCAGGACUUGAGGAGACGAGGUCAAAGUCUGUGUGAACAUCAGGACCUGGAGGAGAGCAGGAGACGAGAGGUUCAGCAGACAGUCAGAGACAUGGAGGAGGAGUGGGGAGAAGUUCUUAAGGCUGCAAAGGAGGUGGUGGAUAAGGCCGAGGUUCAGAGUGUCAUAGAGAGGGAAAUGAUUGAAUAUGUUACCCAGAAGGGAAGCAUUCAGGCCUGGGUCAGAGACCACAAACAACGCCUACACUCUCUGGGCAGCCAGAGCCAGACUGAUGACAGAAUAAACGUAGCACAGGCUGCCCUGAGUUCCAGAUCUGAGGGAGACUCUAAGCUGCUGGACUUGAGGAGACGAGGUCAAAGUUUGUGUGAACAUCAGGACCUGGAGGAGAGCAGGAGACGAGAGGUUCAGCAGACAGUCAGAGACAUGGAGGAGGAGUGGAGGAGAGUCCUGCAGACUGCUGAGGAGACUCUGCGUCAGGCCCAGGUGUGGUAUUCUCUCUCCAGGCAGCUAGAGGCCUUCCAGGCCCUGGAGGAGAGCAGCAGAGCCUGGUUCCAACUGCAGCAGCAGAACACACAGUCCCUGGGAGCAGGCACCCGGGGCAGCAAGGAAGAGAUCCAGGACAGGCUGCAGAGAGCAACGGCUGUCCUGAGUUCCAGACCUGAGGGAGACUCUAAGCUGCAGGACUUGAGGAGACAAGGUCAGAGUCUGUGUGAAAGCCAGGCCCUGGAGGAGAGCAGGAGACUAGAGGUUCAGCAGACAGUCAGAGACUUGGAGGAGGAGUGGGGAGAAGUUGUACACAAUGCUGAGGUGGUGCACAGACUGUUGCAAGGUGUGGUGGAACGCCUGGUGACCUGUCAGUACCAGAAGUGUCAAGCCCAGUCCUGUCUGGCUGAGGUCCAGCACCAGACAGCAGAGCUGCCCCGUCACUUCCCCUGGCCUGGGCUGGGAGACCGGGGGCAGGCUGUGGAGACGGCCAGGACCCUGCUGGAUAAAACCAGGAACCUGGCCCCAGCCCUGUCUGUCCUCCACACCCAGGGCAAGGAAAUGUUCCAGCUUACCCAGGACCCCAGCUGGACAGACCUCUUCUGGGCCACCAUGGAGGAAUGCAUCCCUGCCCUUCUCCAAGAACUGACGGAGGCCUGUGUGAGGAUGGAGGAGGGCAUCCACAUGGAGAGGCACUGUGCCCAGCUAGUGGAACAGCAUGGGGCAGCCCAGGACUGGCUGAGGGAGCAUGUGAAGGGUAUGGGCCCCCAGCCCACAGACAGACAGGCUCUACACAGCUACGCCAACACCCUGAAGGCCCUGCUCCAGACUGUCGACAGGGAGGAGAGGGAGAUGAGGGAGCUGGACGCAAUCCGAGACACCCUGCUGAGCCACUGCACCCCUGCCGGUCGUGACACCCUGACCCUGGAGGUCAGCCACCUCCACGACCUCCUCACUUCUUCUGAGAGGGAGAUGACGGAAAGGCUGGCAGGCUGCGAGGCCCAGCUGAAGGAGCUGGAUGCGAAGAUGGCCAAGAAGGCCCAGGGCCUGAGGGAGAGGGCCAAAGCCCUGCAGUGGGAGCUCCGUUCUCUGGACCAGGCCCUGAGCUACAGCGAGCCACACCCCAACAUAGCCCAGCUCCAGCAGCACUGGCACAGCCUCAAGAACUGCGAGAGGUCAUUGGAGGGGUUAGGGCUUAAAGUUCAUGACCUGCGUCAGGCUGCCAGAUCUGCAUCCACAGAGGAGGACCUUCCCGCUGAAGUCAUCUCCAUAAUGGAGUUACUGAGCCAGCAGCACGACAGUCUGAAGACCAGGUUGGGUGAGAGGCAGAGCUGCUGCACUGAGAACACAGCUCGCUGCCUCACAGCCUCUGUUCAGCUUCUGCAGCAGUGGAACCACUCCUCACCCACACGGACAGCCCCCUCCAUCCAGGCUGCAUUAGAGGAGGGUGUGCAGUUCCAAAAGGCCCUGAAGGAGGUGCUGUCUCACAGACAGUUCCUGGUGGACUGCCUGAAGCCUGACCAAGCAGACAGACUGGAGAAAGACACCACUGCAACACUCAGGGAUGCAGACACACACAGCACCUUUCUCACCAAGACUCUGAAAGAUGUAGCUGAGAAGAGUAAACAGAAAAUAGAUGUGACUCAGCUCGUUGCUGUCACCUCAGUCCAGACAGAAGACAAACCAGCCGCACCACCUAGGAGGACAGCCAAGACGAAGCAGACAGAGAAAAUCAUACCACAGCCACUCCCCCCUGUCACAGAGAAAAUCAUACCACAGCCACUCCCCCCUGUCACAGAGAAAAUCAUACCACAGCCACUCCCCCCUGUCACAGAGAAAAACAUACCACAGCCACUCCCCCCUGUCACAGAGAAAAACAUACCACAGCCACUCCCCCCUGUCACAGAGAAAAACAUACCACAGCCACUCCCCCCUGUCACAGAGAAAAUCAUACCACAGCCACUCCCCCCUGUCACAGAGAAAAACAUACCACAGCCACUCCCCCCUGUCACAGAGAAAAUCAUACCAGUCAAACAAGAGACUUCAGCUGUCACUGCCAUGGUGCAUACUGAAGCCCCAAGUUCAGGGUCUGUCAUGACACAAGAACUGGCAAAGGAGAAUAAAACUGCUGUCACACAGGUGCCAAAAGCUGCAGUAGAGCCUAAACAGAGCACGAUAGUGACCACUCGAUCGGUUGAAACCGACAUAACUUCCACCACCAUCCAAAUACAAGAUACCAAGAGUCGAUCGUCUGAGACCCUGAUGACAGAGAGAACUGCAGUCAAGGAGCAUGGUGAUACUCAUGUUACAAGAGUAGAGACUACAACUGUGAAGACGGUUAGUCAGGCAACUGACCAGAUAGACCAGGGCCUUGAUCAGGAGACAUCUUUGACAGAUGCCCUACGCUCACAGCAUGCUUAUAUUGACUCUGAAAAACAACGUAGUCAUGACGACACACAAGUAAAACAAUCUCAGGUAAAACAAGCUCACGUCCCUGACACAAAAAGCCAAGUGUGUUAUGAUGUCGACACACCGCAGCCACUAGAAAAUAAAUUGUCCUCUGUCAUUCUGGACACUGACACUGUGUAUGUGCAGACACCAGAGAUGUGGCCACUGAUGAGCAGUGACACUGCACUUAUCAUAUCCUCCGGAGCAGUAGUGCUUGAUACUGACAAAAUGGACUCGGACACUCAGUCCACCAGUCACAGUCCACAGCAGACAGAAUCACAGGACUCCACGGUAAGGCCCAGUGAACACCCUGAGAAUAGGCUUCCCCAGUCCCAGCCGGACAGAGCUGUGGAGAACAAGGUCAAGUAUGACACUGAGGAGUUAUGGAAGGACAGCAAGACUGAGACUGAACAACCAGACCUUAUACUGGACUUGCCUGAUGUGGCUCAGCCCACUGCUGUUGCCUCUUUCCAGACUGUAGUCAAAGCACCACCCCCGUCCACACCACCUCGUAACAAGAGAAAAGCCAAGAGCCAGCAGGCCCAGCCCUCUAACACACAGCCUGCUGUGGAGAACAGGGUCAAGUAUAACACUGAGGAGUUAUGGAAGGACAGCAAGACUGAGACUGAACAACGAUACAUUGUACUGGACCUGCCCACAGUGAGCAAUGUGGCUGUACCUCCUGCUGUCACCUCAACCCAGACAGAUGACAAAGCAAAGGCACCAUCCACACCACCUCGUAACAAGAGAAAAGCCAAGAGCCAGCAGGCCCAGCCCUCUGACACACAGCCCGACACAGCUGUGGAGGACAGUGUCAAGUAUAACACUGAGGAAUUAUGGAAGGACAGUGAGACUGAACAACGAUACAUUGUACUGGACCUGCCCACAGUGAGUGAUGUCCAGAAAGAGCCUGUUGCUAAUGCUGUCACUUCAAUCCAGACAGAAGACAAAGCUAAAGCACCAUCCACAUCGCCUCGUACCAAGGAGACAGCCAAGAGCCAGCAAGCCCAGCCCUCUAACACACAGCCUGCUGUGGAGAACAAAGACAAGUAUAACACUGAGGAGUUAUGGAAGGACAGCAAGGAUAACACUGAACAACGAUACAUUGUACUGGACCUGCCCACAGUGAGCGAUGUGGCUGUACCUCCUGCUGUCACCUCAACCCAGACAGAGGACAAAGCAAAGGCACCAUCCACACCACCUCGCACUAAGAAGACAGCCAAGAGCCAGCAGGCUACAACCCAGGCCCUUCUACCCCAGGCCUCUAACAUACAGCCCAACACAGCUGUGGAGAACAGGGUCAAGUAUAACACUGAGGAAUUAUGGAAGGACAGCAAAACUGAGACUGAACAACGGUACAUUGUACCGGAUCUGCCCACAGUGAGUAAUGUCCAGAAAGAGCCUGUUGGGAACGAGGACAAACCAAAAGCACCAACUCCACCAGCACCUUCCGCAUCACCCCUGACCUCUGAGAUAAGUAAACAGAAGGCUGAUGUGGCUGUACCCCUUGCUGUCACCUCUAUCCAGACACAAGUCGAACCAAAAGCACCAGUACCAUCCACACUGCCCCGGACCAAGAAGACAGCCAAGAGCCAACAGUCUCCCACCCAGGACAGUCAGCAAGCUAAGCCACUGUCACACACCCCUGUCAAAGAGAAAACCAUACCAGUCAAACAAGAAGCUUCAGCUGUGACUAAACCGGAGAGCAAGGUAAUUGGUUCUGAUCAACCCAAUCAAACAAAGACACACGUCACUAAGACAGUGCAGUCAGAGAAAGCAGAGACAGUGUGGACUGAAAUUGACAUAUCUCAGGCAGAGGUUAGCAAAGCAUGCCUACCACAGACUCAACCAGAACCCUCCAAAGCAACGAGUGACAGAGCUAUUGAGGUUGAGGACAAAGGGACCUGGGAAGAGCAUGCUAAAGAGUGGAGAAGUGAACAUGACCAAUGUGAGGUGCAAGAAAGUCUGACCGAACCAAAGGUGAAGUUGGAGGCUACUGCCCAAACAGACAGAAAACAGUCAGCUAAAAUCGAAAGUGAGAGUCAGUCAGUGAGUGAAAAACAGCCAAAGAGAGAUGCUGCCCAACCAAUCAAACAACAUGGAGCUACAGCUGCAACUGAGAGCACCAGAAAAGAAGACAGGGAGAGCAGCACUAAAGGCCAGCCAGAGCAGCAACAGGUGUGCAGCACAGAGAAGCCAGAAGCUCCUGUUGAGGCAGCAGUCCCUGUUGUAAAGAAGGAGACUCUAACCCCAGACCCUUUUGUGAAAAAAGAGACCCCAGCUGUACCAGAAGGACCCACCAUGCAGGACAUCUUCACUGACAUCCAGCGCCUGUCACAAACUGGACCAAAGAGCAUUCUCAUUGAGAUUAAACCUUGGGAGGACCCCAUGAGGAUUCUGAACACGUCUCUGGCUGACCUGCAGGCUCGUCUGAGCAGGCUGGUGGUCAGGGUACUGGGCUGCAGAAACCGCCCUGCAGACCUCAGCCCCGCAGCCAUGGCUUUGCAGGUGGAGGAGGCCGAGGAAUGCAGACAGGCUGCUCAGACCCAGGUGUCUGUGUUCUCCCAGCCCAGAGAGGCUCAGACUGCAGACCGGGAGGCCUUUGAGCAUGUGGAGAGCCAGUGGGGCACAGCAGUGUGGGAUGCCUCGGAAGCUGUCCACUGUAAGGAGGCCCAGCUGCAGCUGGUCACUGAGACGGACAGGCAGACACAGACAGUCAAGGCCACUCUGGAGAAACUGUCUGGAGAGCUGGAGGCCCUCACAACAUCCCCUGUGGAGAGCAGCUCAGCAGAAGCUGAGGAGCUACGUUCCUUUCUGCGGGGUAUGGAGGAGGACAGGACCGUCAUGGGGGAGCUGACCCUCACUCUCACCAAGCUGUCCCCCCACCUGAACCAGGCAAAGCGAGCUGCUGCACAGAUCCAGCAGAUAGGCCUGCAGGAAGAGUGGAGGUCACUGGAGAGAGCUUCAGAGAAGACCCUGUACUGUGUCAAUGGCUAUGCCAGGGAAACCAGCAGCCUUCUCGCAGAGAUCUCCUCUCUUCAGGAGCAACUGGAGGUCAUAGGAAAGGCUACAGGCUCACCCCAUUCUACUACAAUCCAGUGGGACAGCAAGAGGGCCCAGGAGCUGAUGAUGGUGAAUGCUGAGCUGACUGCAGCUCAGCAGAAAUACCUCUACCUGCAGCAGGGCUCAGAGGCUCUGGCCCACAGCUCCCUAUAUGAGAAGGAGACGAGGCAGAUAGAACAGGGGCUCCAACAGGUCAAGGAGCAGCUGGAUCGUGUUGGAGAGCAGGUGUCCUCUCAGACCCCCAGCAGUGACAACCCUAUCAUGAAUAAGAUCCACAAGGUAAUGAUGGAUGCCUUUGCCUGGGCCAAGCAGAUGGAGAGCGACAUCGAGGGCCGGAGGAGGAAGGUGGCCCUGCUCCCUGAGGGGGUGCAUCGGCAGAUCAAAGACCUGAAGAAGCUGCAGUGGGAGAUGGCGGCCAAGCAGGCCCAGCUGGAGGCCCUGGUGGAGGAGGUGGAGGAGCUGCUCCCAGAGCUGGACCAGGCUGAUGAGGUCCCCAUGGUGCACUCCUCCCUGGUCAGCCUGGAGAGUCUGUCCAGGUCCACCACAGAGAAGCUAGCCAAGGCUGUGAAGGAGAUGGAGUCAGGCUUGCAGACUAGAGAGAAUAUGUCAGAGCAGAUAGCAGACCUGGACUCCUGGGUGGUGGGUCACCUCCAUAGAGAAGCCUCCAGGAGGGGAGAGGGGGAGGGCCAGAGUGCUAAAGACCUGGAUCGCCGAGUCAGACAGAUUCAGGAGACCCUGGUAGAGGCGGAGAAACAGGCUGCUGUGUCCGAGGCUCUUCUCAUGAGGAGCAGAGACAUUGCCUCUGAGCUCAGCAUCACAGAGAACUGCCUCCUCAAUGAGAAACUCACAAACCUCCAGGAGGACAUCAAGAGCAUCAUCAGCUAUGAGAAAGCUAACCAGCAGGAGCUGGAGGAACUCCUUCAGACUCAAGAUGCAUCUAGGCAGAAGGUGACCACGGUGGAGAAGAGCCUGAGACAGAUGCUGGUGGACCUAAACAGACACAGGUUCCCGGUCACCAGGCAGACUCUAAGCACCAUUGAGCCGUUUAAACACAUGAUCAUGGAGCACAAGUGCCAGGUGGACAAGCUGCAGCCCUUCAUCCCUGAGGAGAAGAAACAAGAGCUGCUGUGUGUCAUUUCCCAGUUGCACUGCAACAUGAGCACGCUGAGUAUGAAGGCCAAAGAACACGAGAGGUACCUCACCUUCAGGCAGUGUGUGGAGGAACUGCGGGAAAAUGUGGAGGAGCAGGUCCUCCAGACCAAGGAGGAGAACAGGGGGGAGGAGGAGAGGUACACGACUGGUCAGGUCAUCCUCACUCAGCUCCCUCUGAUAAAGAGACUGUGUGAGGAGGCUGCCGAUGAGCUGCAGAGCAUCUCCCAGGACCUCUAUCCCUCACAGCUGUCUGCAGAGCGUGGGCGGCUUAAGCAGAACCUGGAGAGCUUCCAAACCUGGGAGAUGACUGUGAUCAACAACAUCCAGAUCCUGGAGUGGGGCCUGCUGAAGGAGGUGCACCUCCAGUCAGAGCAGAGAGCUGUGCUGGCCUUCCUAAGGGACAUCCAGCGGGAGCUGCAGCAACCAUGCCAAGUGGAGCCCACAGAGGAAGCCGUCGACAAGGAGCACUGGAGGAUUGUGACCCUGCGGAUGACCGUGGAGUGCAGACUGAGGGUGUUGAAGAUUCUAGAGCGCAAGAAAGGAACUAGGCAGCAGGAUGGAUCCCCGGAGUAUAGUGAACUGAUGGACCUGAAGAAUGCAAUCCUGAAUGAAUGUGACUUACGAAUGGAGAGCGUUUCCCAGGCACGGAAUUCUUUGAGAGACUACACUGGAGCUGUGAGUGGUGCUGUCAGGUUCCUCCAGGAGGCUGAGGCCCUGCUCCAUCCCUCAUUAGCCCCAGUCGGAGGUUGCCUUGAGAGGCUGAGGGACAUCCAGCAGGCCCUGGCCUCCAUGGAGGAGCAGCUCCAUUCCCAUAUAAGCCAGAUCCAGACCCUGGCCUUCCAGCAUGACUACCUUUGCCCCCAGAUGGUGGAGCGUCUACAGAGGGAGGUGCUGAGCCAGCUCCUGGUGCGGAUGUCCACCCUCCAGGCCCAGGCCCAGCUCAAACUGGAGGCCCUGCAGAGGUGUGCUGAGUAUCACAGAAGGUAUAGGAAGUGCCAUGAGGAGAUCUGCCAGUGUGUAAAGAGCGCAGAGACCCAUCUCUCCUACUGUCACUCUCACAAAGUCAGCUCUCUCACAGACUGCACCGACCAGCAAGCUAAGCUAAAGGCUCUGUCUGAGGAGGUGGACUCUGUAACUGGGCUUCUAAAGUGUUUGGGGGAGUGGUGCCCGGAGCAGGGUUGCCGUUGCAGCAGGGAGGGGGCGGUGAGCGCGCUCUGGAGGCAGGUGGCAAGACUGCAGCGUUGCACCCGCAAUCUGAAGACUCACUCAAAUCAGAGGGCAGACGAAUGGAGUGAUAUUACAAAGAGCGUGGAGCGAGCGUCCAUCAUGCUGGAGCAAGUGGAGGCUGAGCUGCCAAAUGACUCCAGGGAGAAGGUGUGUGGGGAAGAGCUGCAGGUGCUGCUGUUGUACUGGGACCAGUACCAGGACAGGCUAGACUGUGAGCACCGAGCUCUCUCAGCUCUCGAGCUCCGCAUCGCCAGACUGCUGGGCGUCCCCGCCCACCUGGAGCAGGCCCCGCCCAACCCGCUGUGUCAACAGUUGCAGGUCAUGCAGGACCGCUAUGGCAGUCUGAAGGAGAAGAGCAUGCUGGGACGGUGUGUGGUGCGGACAGAGGUGGAGGAGAGGGACAAGGUGAGGGAGGAGCUGAGUGGGGUGAAGGCGUGGCUGGUGACUGCAGAAGACCUCCUGUCACAGCUGGAGCAGUGUCCCAACACACAUAAGCUACAUGAGGUUCACACCCAGCUGUGUACCCAGAAGGCAGUGCUACAGCGUAUCAUGGAGGGUCUGAGGAUGAAGUACUCGGACAUGUACACCCUGGUUCCCGUGGAGAUAGAGGGGCCGCUACAGGACGUGACACACUCACUGCAGGAAGUAGAGGAGAAGGUAGGGGAUGUAAUGGAGAAGAGCGGUCCCCUGCACAGACUGGGAGCCAAGGUGUCUGAGAUCAAGGCUGGUCUGGGAUCAGUGCAGGACAAACUGCAGCAGAGAAGCCCCUCUCUGUCGGAGGCAGAAAGCACACAGAAGCGUGUGUGGGACGAGCUGGACAUGUGGCACUCCCGUGUGGCAGCGUUGGAGGUGGAGGUGCAGGAUCUGGAACAGGCUGAGGAGGCCCAGGUCCUCACAGAGAGCCUGACGGAGGCCCAGCUGCUCCACUCACACAUGGCCAAGCAGGCAGAGCAGAGGACCGCCUUCCUCAGCAAGAUCAGCACAUGGUUACAGGAGCAUGAUGAGAUGAUCAACAGCUCCAACAGUUGGCUAACUGAGGCUCAGUCCUGGCUCACUGCUCCCUGUACCUACACUACAGCCAAAGAUUUGGCCAGCUACGUCCACGCACUACAGAUGGUGCUGGAUGACUCUCAGCAGAUCCGCAUCACUCUGCAGGGCUUUGUGUCCGUGCUGAAGGAGAUCUCCCUGGUGUGUGACAUCACAGCGCAGCAGGAGCAGCUGGCCGAGGCUGACCGCCAUGUGGCCGCUGUGCAGCAGGGCUUUGUGGCUCCACUCUCCCAGCUAGACCAUGCCGCCGCCGAGGUGGAAGCUAUAGAGACGGAGGUGAAGAUGAUGGAGAAGGACGUCACUGAGAUCAGGACGUUGUUAUCGUCCCCUGACACUCUUCCCAGCCCCAGAGAGGAGAGCCUGAAGGUGUGUGUGGACAGGAUCCAGUCUUUGCGGACGACCAUAGCAGAGAUCCAGAGCUGUAAGCCAGGCCUGUGUCUGCCAGAGAAGGCUGAGGAGACCCUCACUGUCUUUCAGAGAGUGGACCAGCUCCAACAGCAGCUAGAAGAGCUGGAGAAGAUGGUUCCAGGGGAGUUCAUAGUGAAGAAACAGACACUCACUUUACCGCCAGUGAAGGUCCCUGCACCUAGCCCAACUGUACCCACCUCUUCCACAGAGAAUGUUUCUGUGCCCAGCUCAACAUUACCAGCCACUGAGGAAGCAGAUGAGAAUGGAGUGAAACAGGGCCAGAUCCAGAUAGUCCAUGUAGAGGAAGACGCGCUGAAGUCUUCUCCUGAACAGAGACUCAGCUGGGGAACGGAGAAGAGUCGGGACCCUGAGGUUGCAGCAGAAGGGAGCCAUGCUGCCGCUGAGGAAGAAGGGGGAACCACAGCCAUGGAACAGAGUCAGGACACAACUGAACAGGACCUCUCUGUAGUGGGUCUCUCGGUCGCCUCAGGAACAAGUGUGUCCGAAGCUUUAUCAAAACCUGUGGGCACAGUCAGAACACAGUCUCUGUCUGAAAGCAUGGAGCUCAUGGGACAGAGGGGGCUUGCAUGGAGGGGGGAUGACAGCCACCCAGAGGGGCUGAAGACACACAUCAGAGACACACACACACACCCAGGGGGCUCACCUGCUGCACAUAUACUCACAGAGGAUGUGCAGACACUCACUGAGGUCACAGUGGACACAAGUGUCCCCAAAGACAUCCAGACAGUAACUCCAGUCAUUUUAUCAACGAUGAGGCUGUCAAAGGUGGAUAGUAGGCUGGUGUUAUCUGAGGCAGGGCUGGCCUGUCUGGUUCAGCCACCCUCUGAGAAGGCUCUGGUUGUUCCAGAGCAGAGGCCCACAGUGCCCCAGCCAAUGCCCAGAAAGAAAAAAAGUGCACCUCAGACAGGGUUGCUCACGGCACCAUCCCAGCCUAUAGAAAUGGCACUCAAUGUAUCCACUGGACAGACACACACAGCCUCUGAUCUCACACACCAGACACCUGUGCAAGUUAAGGCAUCUACCCCUCUAGCAGCACCUGAGGAGACACCCCCCACCACCACCACCCUGGGCGUGGUCAGCACACACACUGUCCCCCAGACCACACUCAAACCCACCGAAGAGGACAUGGAGGGUGUGCAUCCAGCAGCAACCCUGGCCCCAGGGGUGUUCCCAGCCCCAGCCUUGACUGGGCCCUGCCCCACUCUGGAGGUGCUUAAUGCCUACAGUGAGCAGGCCACCCAGCUAGAGGUUUGGCUGGAGAGAGCCCAGCACACCCUUGGAGUGCUGGAGCGGGCCGCCACUGCCAGCAUGCAGGACAGUGUGGAGCAGCAGCUCCUCACGUGCCAGGAGAUGUUCCUGGAGAUAGAGCAGAAGGUAGCCAGUCUGUCUGUCCUGGAGCAGCAGGAGGGCUCAGCAGGGUCCCACCAGGAGGCUGAGGCCCUCUCCUCCAAACUGGAGCUGCUCAAGACCAGCCUGGUCACCUUCCAGCUGUUGUUGCAGGAGAGACAGAGCCAUGAGCAGAUGCACACCAGCACACAUACAGAGGAGCAGGUGCCAUCACCGUCACCGUCAUCACCCAGAAAGCUUCCUCUAGAGGGCAGACUGCAGCGUAGCGGCAGUGUCCAGGAGAUUCUCUCUUCCUCCAAGAGCAAACUCUUUAGACAGACCAGCUUUCAACAGCAGAAGGAAUUGGAGCAGGAGCUGAGUGAGCAGAGAGGCCUGACCAAGGCUAUCGCCCAGCAGGGGAGUAGAGGUCGUCUCCACAGCCAGGCCCAAAAGGAUCAACCUGAGCCAUCCACACGAGUUCCUGUUGAACCUGAAGGGGGGGGGGACGCAGGGGUCCAAAGGAAGUGGACACACCUUCACAACCAGCUUCUGGCCUUGGAGCAGACUGCACAGCAAGGUCCUUCUGAUGGGACAGACUCAUCUGUGAGUCAGAGCAAUGGAUCAGCCAGUAGUCUCAUUGACUCCCACAGCAUUCAGGACAUACAGACACACAUAUGUCGGCUGCGGGAGCUGGGCCAGACUGCCAGUGAGGUGGUGACUCAGUCUGUGCCGGAUGAGGAGGUUCAUCAGAGGCUGGAUGAGGGUCUGUUUGAGGUGCUAUGUGGGGUGGGCCUAUCUCUGUCCCCACUGACCCGGCUCCUGCCGUCCCCCUCAGGGAAGUCACAUGAGGACACACAGCUCCAGCUGAUGCAACUCGAGACUCUGGCAGCAGAGCUGGUGACCCUGGGUGGUGAGCUGACCUCCCAGGGGUCAGAGGUAAUUGGUGUUUUGGGGUCAGGUGGAGGUCAUCGGUGUGUGGAUCACCUAGGUAAACUCCUGCCUGUGGUCCAGAGCGGUCUGGCUGCCAGAGAGAAGCAGCUGCAGGCCCAACUGGAGAAGACAGGCCAUCACCAGACACUCUUAAAAGAGUUGCAUGCAGCCCUUCUUGCUAAUAAGUUGGCCGUACAACAAAUGACUAACGAAGCUGUCCCUCAAGACACUUGCAAGCAGCUACAGGCUGUGGUGCAGGUCCAGGGAGAGCUGCAGCUUCAGUCCUGCCAGGUGUCCUCCCUGCAGGAGAGGGCAGAGAGACAGGGUCUGCCCUCCACACUCAUAGAGGAGGCCUACAAGCUGGAGGUUGUGCUGGAAAGUGUGUUGGGCUCUGUGGGGGCCAGACGUGAGGAGCUGAGGGCCAGUGUGGAUCUCCAGCAGCAGUUUGAGAGGCUGCUACAUGGCCUGGAAGUGCUGGUCACCCUGGGCUCAGAGCGUCUCUCACAGAGGCCUGGUCUGGAGCUCCACACCAGGACUGAGCUACAGGACUGCCUUAGCACACAUUCGAAGUUCUUCCAGUUCCUGGGGAUCCACCUGGGGACCCUGCAGCACCUAUCCACGAGAGUCGCAGAGAGCACCUUCCAGAGGUGGGAGGGAGGGAUGAGGGGCCUCCAGGAGAGGGUGACCCAACUGCAGCAGCAGGCCCUGGAGAGAGGCACCAGGAUGCAGUGGAUAUUACAGAUAUGGACACAGUGGGAGGAGGAAAGUACCAGUCUGGACACCCUGCUUAGGGAUAUGGACGCUGACCUGUCCAAGAUGCACCUGGAGGAGGACUCAGUGGCACAGAUUUGCGAGAAACUCUCUGUCUAUCAGAAAAUGAGAGCAGUCCUGGAUGAGAGUGGGGCAAAGUUCAGCCGGAUGCAGGAGCAGGGGAGGUGGCUGAAGGAGGCGGGUUGCCAAGGGGUGGGUGUGUUUGGGUGUGGCCUGGAGGCUCGCUGGACCACCUUUCACUUCAGGCUGGAGCAACAACGAGUCAGCACAGAUAGGAACAGGAAACUGUGGAGCAGGUUUUCCCGUGACUUUGUGGCACUGAGCAAGUGGAUCGGUGGGGCCAGAGAACACAUCAACAGUUGGAUCAUUUUCACUCUCACAGCCAAUCAGGAGCGAGAGCUGAAACCCAUUCACUCCCACCUUAACCAGUAUAUGGACUUCACCAAAGAGCUGGAGGUUAGGUCGGCUCUGAAGGCCUCAGUGAUCACCACUGGAACACACCUACUGCAGCUGAGAGAGGCAGAGACGGCGCCAGAGCCCCAGUCUGCUGCGCCAGAGCCUUGCUCUGUACAGACCCAGCUCAGACAGAUAGAGCAGGACUGGGCUGGCAUUCUGUCUGAUAUACCUGCUGUGCAGCAGACUCUGCAUCAGUUGUUGAUGGAGAGGCUGUCCCCACAGGGGGCCUUGACAGAGCUGCUAGCCUGGGUUGGAGAGACUGAGGCCAGGCUGGAAGAGCAGCGGGAUAGGGUCCACCAAACCACCUCCACCAACGCGAACCUCAACCUAGUCCUUCAGAGCUUCAAGGUGUGUAAGGCUGAGAUAGCAGUCCGCCAGCUCACAGUGGACUAUGUCAACCAGUCGGAGUUGCAGACGAGCAGAGGGAGAUAUGAACACCCAGAUUAUGCUGAUGAGCUGGGCGGUCUUAACCACCGCUGGCUCAGUCUACAGGGCACCCUCAACAACCAGAUCCAGGAUGUUGAACAGGAGCUGAGGAUGUGCACAGAGAGACAGGUCAGACUGCAGCACCACCACACCUGGCUCACCAGUCAGAGAGAGUGGAUGGGCUCAGCCCAGAGGCCCGUCAGUCACUCUGAGGUGGAGAAGAGCUUAAGAACCUGUGAGGGUCUGGAGGAGAAACUCUCGCUAAAUUAUACAGCUCUUCAAGAGUUGAGAGAGAAACACCUCACAGGAAAAGAGGAUGGCACCUGUGCCUUCAUCACUCAGACAGAUGAUCUCAUUAAGGCCUGUACAGCCCUCAGUCAAGAGAACCAAGCUGUGCGACAGAGACUGAAACAGGUAUUGGAGCUGUGGGCUGGGUUUGAGAAAGGACUGAAUGAUGCAACACUGGACACAGUGAAGACCUGCCAGGCUAUGGAAUACAGCUGCUUCCCUCAGCUUUCUCUCCAGGCCCUGCAAGGACUCUAUGAAAAGCUCCAGCUUCUAAGGAAGGAGACUGAGGGGUGUGACUCAGAAUGGGACGGUCUGAUCCACACUCUCUCCAUCCUCAGGGACAUGAUCAGUCCUACGGCCACCUUCCUCAUGUCAGAGCAACUGGAUAGAGAGAGAACCAGGUGGAAUAAGGUGAAUCGUGAGCUGGAGAAUCACCUGAAUAGAACUCAGACACUGCUCCAGAUCUGGGGGGCUUAUGCCCGUCUCUCUGUACCUUUCUCCCAACGUCUGCAAACACUGAGGGGUGAUGUCACAGCUCUGAUGAACCAGCCACCUGGUCAGGACAACACUACACAACUGGUUGCAGCCCAGAUACAGGCCGUCCAUAGCCUGCAGGAGAGAACAGACAGUUUACAGACCGACCUGGAGGGGGUGCUAGAGGCCUCUAAGGAACUCAGUGGACGAGUGGAACCCUCGUCUGCCGUCUUCAUCCAAUCAGAGAGCCGUAUGCUAACCCGUGGUGUCCUACAUCUGAGCCAGUCACUGGCCGAUACACUUGGGCAUCUCCAGGAAGAGCAUGAGCAGCUCCAGGAGUUUGAGAGUGUCUUGGCAUCCCUUGAGAAACACCUUGAGGACUGGGAGGGGAGACUGAAAAGUGUAACCGUGCCUCCACAAAUGUAUAUAUCCAAGAUGGGUCUGCUGGAGCUGAGUGGUUUCUCUCCUGACCUUGAUAUACUGAAUGAGCUGAGCUACAGGCUGACCCUCAGUGACCCUGCCACCCACAGACUACAGAGCCUCAACUGGAGCUGGGCUCAGGCCUCGGCCCGCGCUGUGGAGACCUACAGUGAGUUGCAGACAGAGUCACUGAGGCAACAGAGUUUUCAGGAGAAGUGUGAGAACUGGAUGGACUUCUUACAGACGAUGGAGGACAGCCUAGCAGUAGACCUGGCCAGUACCUACAGCGGCCUGAGAGAGCAGCUACGCACACACCAGAGGUUCCAGUUAGAGAUGUCUAUCGGUCAUCAGAUCCUGCACUCUGUCAUCAAUGAUUCUCUACGUCUGCUGCAGAGGGGAGACGUGGAUGAUAGGAGCGACUUUAUCCUGAAGCUGGCCCAGCUGAGGGAGCACUGGCAGGGGGCUGUGCAGAGGGCAGCUCAGAGGAGCUCCCUGGUGGAGGGGCUAGUCAAACACUGGCACCUCUACAGCCGCAGCCUCAGGAAGCUCCAGAGGUUCGUAGCAGAUGCCCAUGCCCUCCUGCCCCCCACAGGGCCAGCCCACUGCAGCCUGCAGCAGCUCCGAAGCUCCCUCUACGACAUGAAGCACACGGAGCUGCUUUUCCAGAGGUACCAGUGCAGCUACAUCCACACUCUGGAGCUAGGCCGUCAGCUCUUCUCCAUGGGGGACGAACAGACUCAGGCACAGCUGCAGACCGAGCUGGCUACCCUGCAGGAGGACUGGGAGAACCUGCAAGGACUGCUGGAAAAGAGAAAGGACAUAACAAACGCUAUCAUUCAGAACUGGGAGCGCUGCGAGGCCAGACUAACCUAUAGCAUGCAGCAGCUGGACACCAUGCAGACUGGACUGAAGCAGUUGAUCCCAGAACAUGACAAUGAGCUCCAAAUUACAGAGACACUCACUAAGGAGGCUGAGAACUCACUGGAUGACUGGGCUGAGAGCCUGACUGAACUUGCCACCAUGAAGACGGACCUGUCCCAGUACAUCAUUGCUGACGACGUGCUGCUACUCCAGGAACAGGUGGAGCACCUCCACUGUCAAUGGGAGGAACUCUGCCUCAAGGUCUCCCUACGCAAACAGGAGAUAGCAGACCGUCUCAACGCAUGGAUCAUCUUUAAUGAGAAAAACAAGGAGCUUUGUGAAUGGCUGACGCAGAUGGAAAACAAAGUAGCACACAAUGCCGACAUCAGCAUCGAGGAGAUGGUGGAGAAGCUGAAGAAGGACUGUAUGGAGGAGAUCAACCUCUUCAGUGAGAAUAAAACCCACCUGAAGCUGCUUGGAGAGCAGCUCAUCACCGCUAGCAACAAGACCAAGGAGACCGAGGUCAACGACAAGCUGAAGGACAUCAACGACCGCUGGCAGCACCUGUUUGAUCACAUAGAGACCAGGGUGAGGAAGCUAAAGGAGACUCUGGUGACAGUGCAGCAGCUGGAUAAGAACAUGAGCAACCUGCGGACGUGGCUGUCACGGAUCGAGGCCGAGCUGGCCAAGCCCGUGGUCUACAGCGUCUGCCACAGUGAUGAGAUCCAGAGGAAGCUGGCUGAGCAGCAGGAUUUGCAGCGGGACAUUGAGCAGCACACGGAGGGCGUAGCGUCAGUUCUGACUCUCUGUGAUGUUCUUCUCCACGAUGCUGAUGCCUGCGGGAGCGACACAGAGAACGACUCCAUCCAACAGACCACCCGCAGCUUGGACCGUCGCUGGAGGAACAUCUGUGCCAUGUCCAUGGAGAGGAGGAUGAGGAUUGAGGAAACAUGGCGACUGUGGUGUAAGCUCCUGGAUGACUACUCCCGCUUUGAGGACUGGCUGAGGACAGCUGAGCGCACCGCGGCCAACCCUGUCUCGGCGGAUGUCCUCUACACCAGCGCCAAGGAGGAACUCAAGAAGUUUGAGGCUUUCCAGAGGCAGGUCCAUGAGAGGCUGACCCAGCUGGAGCUGGUCAACAAGCAGUAUCGCCGUCUGGCCAGAGAGAACCGCACCGACGCCUCCAGCAAACUCAAGGUCAUGGUUCACGAGGGCAACCAGCGCUGGGACAGCCUGCAGAAGAGGGUGGCCGCCAUUCUCCGUAGACUCAAGCACUUUACCUCUCAGAGGGAAGACUUUGAGGGCACACGGGAGGGUAUCCUGGUCUGGCUCACUGAGAUGGACCUGCAGCUAACCAACGUUGAGCACUUCUCAGAGAGCGACAUCGAGGACAAGAUGAGGCAGCUCAAUGGCUUCCAGCAGGAGAUCACUCUGAACACCAAUAAGAUCGAUGCUCUGAUCGUGUUUGGGGAGAACCUGAUCCAGAAGAGUGCUCCUCUGGACGCCGUGCUGAUAGAGGAUGAGCUGGAGGAGCUGCACUCCUACUGCCAGGAGGUGUUUGGCAGGGUGGCCCGCUUCCACCACCGCCUCAUCAACAGACGCCCGGUUCUGGAGGAGGAGCGGGACCUGUCUGACCGUGACACCGAUCUGGAGGACUCAGCGGAGCUGGCUGGAAGUUCCUGGGGGGAGGAAGAUGAAGAGGAAAAGGAGGAGGAUGAGUCCCGAGUGACGGGCGAGUUAUUGGGACGGCAGGCCGGGUGCCGUCUCUUGGCCCCCCCUCUGGAGUGUUCGGGGCGAGAGACCCCGGUCAGCGUGGACUCUAUCCCCCUGGAGUGGGACCACACUGUGGACGUGGGGGGAUCUUCAUCCCAUGAGGAUGAGGAGGAUGCUACCUACUAUAGCGCCAUGUCAGAUGUAGAAAUCACUGAGAGCUCAGAGUCCUUUGUUAAGGCAACUGCCAAAGCAUUGAGAGCAGUCCCGGUGAAGUCGGUGACAGACCCCCCCAGCUGGCACUCCCCUGAGCCACAGGAGAGGAAACAUGUUCCCAGGGACAUCAUCCUGGGCCUGGGCUCCUCUCCCACCCACAUCACCAGCACCCCCUUUCACCAGCAGGGCUAUGUCAAGCUGAUGUCAGAGUGCAGUGGCAGUAUCGACAGUGUGAAGAGGGUCAAACUGAUCUUAAAUGAUGAGGAGCUGGAGGACCAAGGCCUCACCACGUUAACCACCGCAGACAAACAGACUGGUGUGAUCGAACGCUGGGAGCUGUUGCAGGCCCAGGCCCUCAGUGACGAGCUGUGCAUCAAACAGGACCUGCAGCAGUGGCAGAAGCUGAACUCUGACCUCAAUGAGAUCACUUCCUGGAUGGGCCAUGUGCUGCCAGAGCUAGAGAGGCUGCAGAGGCUGGCCCCGGCUACCAGCAUCCGAGACAUGGAGGGCAACAUCAGGAGACUCAAGGAGAUGCAGAAGACGUUCAACAGCUACAAGUCUCUGAUGAUCUCCAUCAACCUGAGUGGUCAGGACUUCCAGUGUGGGGACAGCGCUGAGCUGCAGGAGCUGCAGGAGGGCCUGAGGACAGCCAAUCACAGCUGGACACAGGCCUGCGCCGGCCUGGAGAGCUGGGAAGAACGACUGCAGAGCGCACUCAUGCAGUGCCAGGAGUUCCAUGAGACUCUGCACUCCAUGUUGCUGUGGCUGGCCAGGUCUGAGAGCACACACUACGCCGUCAACAUCCAUGACCGGUUUGCACAGCACUCUGUCCUGCUGGAGCACAGAGACACACUCAUGGCCCUGGAAGAAGAGUUGCAUGGGCGGCAGCGGCAGGUCUCCUCCCUUCAGGAGAUCUCCUCCCAGCUCCUCCUGGAGGCCACGGCCGAGGACAGCGUCGAGGCAAAGGAGAAGGUCCACGUUAUUGGCAACAAGCUCCGACUCCUACUGCGCCAGGUGGCCAAUGACCUGCACAUCCUGCAAGGCAGGCUGGUACGUCAACAUUGGGAAUCGUGUCCAACCAGCUCUGAGAUGGAUAGUGUUGCUCCGGGAUCGCUCAGCUCUCAACUCCAGCUGCAGAAGGAGAAAGCUGGAAUGAGAGCUGCAGGACUCCAAGACGCAGGCUGCAGAAAGGAGGAGAAGGGGGACUCUUCCUCAGCUCGGCCAUUCUUCUACAGGGUACUGCGUGCUGCCUUCCCCCUCCACCUGCUCUUCCUGCUGCUGCUGGUGCUGGCUUGCCUGGUGCCUCUGUCUGAAGAGGACUACAGCUGUGCCCUGUCCAACAACUUUGCCCGCUCCUUCUACCCCAUGCUGCGCUACACCAACGGCCCCCCGCCCACAUGAGACAGCAACAACACCCACUCCCCUAACACUCACCCCCCUGCCCCCGUCUUUUAAAGUCCCCAUCCACCACUGUCGGAAACUGCCCCGAAAAACAGAGACUGGAGCCAAGCGUUCUGUUUCUCCACUCCAAAUGUUUUUUUAAAAAGUUGUCUAAAGUAAAAUUGAAUUUAGGUAUUUAUGUAUACAUAUUUAUAUUUAAUAUAUGUUGAUCGCUCAUGAAGUUAUGUGGCUCUGAAAAUAAGCCAUAUCAUUGGUUUGAAGUAAACAUUUUUAUAUGUAGUGAAGAUGAUUAUUAUCCCCAUCGAGUUGUUUUCCACAUACAAAAAAAUAUUUAAAAGUUAUUUUGAUAGCUUUGUUUUUAUCAUUGCAGAUACUGUAUACUCAUAAUAACGGCAAACUGCAGUUGCUACCAAAGGAUCAGAGUACUGAGGAUAUUGAUCAUUACUGUUUCUACCAUUAUACUUCGGACAACCAAUUGUGGAUAGCACAUUUUUGUACAUAUCGACUGAAAACAAUUUAGUUUUUGUCUAUUUGAUUUAGAAUCAGGUACACUGUGAUGUCAUUUUCACUGAAUUAUGGUAGCGAAUCAACUGCAAACAUGCCUUGCUGUAGUCAGUGCUUUAGAAAAUCUGUUUUUGUUUAAAAAUAUUUUAUUUACACUAGUGUACCUAUGAUUUUGUGUGUAUGAGUGCAUUUGUACAUAAUGGCAAACUAUUGACAAUGUGUGUGUGCAUCCCUAUCUCCCACAGAGGCCUUGUGUGAUUGUGGGCCACCCUGGGCUGAUGGGGGACAUAGAGUGCGGCUUACAAAUCGUUUUAGCACCGGAGAACUAAAUCAAAAAUGUUUGGAUGUACCCAUCUGGAAGCUGCUCUGUUACACUUUUCUUUCCUGCGGUUGAAUAUUGUGAGUAAAAUCUGAUGCUGUCAUAGCUGUAGAAUACCGUAAAUACACUACAGUAUAUGAAUAUAUAGGUGACAUGAACCUGGACCAGUCAGUGAGCGAUUAAUGUUGCGGUGUACAUGCAGAAUCAAAGAGUACGUAUAGACUAGAAGGUUUACAGUUGAAGGAAUGCUUUGGCUUUCUUCACAAAGAAGGCUUACUCAUGUGUAAAAAAAUUAGUCAAGCUGGAGCUGAUCAGAGAACAGUUCAUUUACCUAGUUUCAUUAUUAGUGUACAUAGUCAAGUCACUUUGUACUGCUCUGUAGUACAAUGAAACAAAGAAAACAAUGGUGUACAGUUGAAUACAUUUUUUAAUGCUUAUUUAUGGAUGAUGAAUAGCUUGAAUUCAUUUUUACUUGACAAUAAACAUUGUUUGCCAUAA
Messenger RNA from Oncorhynchus mykiss (rainbow trout), 32045 nucleotides. It is a transcript of the gene syne2b, whose product is annotated as spectrin repeat containing, nuclear envelope 2b. Lineage: Eukaryota; Metazoa; Chordata; Actinopteri; Salmoniformes; Salmonidae. Gene Ontology annotation, molecular function: protein binding. Gene Ontology annotation, cellular component: membrane. The record is from RefSeq and is a predicted model, not a curated record.